This is a messenger RNA of Zootoca vivipara (common lizard), 3644 nucleotides long. Lineage: Eukaryota; Metazoa; Chordata; Lepidosauria; Squamata; Lacertidae. The record is from RefSeq and is a predicted model, not a curated record.
CGUUUACAUGGGGGGAGGCUGGAAAGGCAGCAGGCUGCACUUUGCCUCGCCCCCGUCCUUUCACGGACUGCAAAUUAGACGCCAAAGCGCUGGCCCAGCAGCGUCCUAAGGCUUUCGCAUGCAUGACGCCCUUAGGAGUUCUACAAGCAGUUCUGCAAGGUAGACCCGAUCAGUGUCGAGUCUACUUCCUAGUCCACUGCAGGGCAGGGGCUACGGCAGCAGGCUGCACGAAGCAGCGGGCCUGGUGGUCUACGCGGCUCCUUCUUGCCCUUAAAGCCACGGGACGGGCGCCUGAGCGACAGCGUGCGCGAGAAAGGCGGGUCAGCAUCCUGAGUCGAGCAGCCUUGUCGGGAGCGGAGCGUCCGCCUUGCCGCCUGUUGGUAGCGCCGUCGGGUUCCUCCGCCUCCACUCGGUGUGGCAUCCCCUCAUCAGGCAUUUGGGGGCCGAAAGGCCGGUCACGCGUGUUGUGCUCUGCUUCAGCCAGAAUGGCGAGGAUCCGAAUAUCCAGCACUACAGUUGCAAUCUUCCUUGUGAUUCAGACAGGAUUUCUACUGUUUUUGUGUGCUCAGCAUGGUGGCUUUAUGUCUCAGUCUGAAGAGAAACCACCCCAGGUGCACAUUCUCAUCCUCUCCUCCUGGAGGUCAGGGUCUUCCUUUGUUGGGCAGCUCUUCAGCCAACACCCUGAUGUUUUCUACUUGAUGGAGCCAGCCUGGCAUGUGUGGGCAACCAUGUACCAAAACAGCGCCAAGGUCUUGCACAUGGCAGUGCGGGACCUCAUCCGGUCAGUCUUUAAGUGUGACAUGUCAGUCUUCGAUGCCUACCUGCCAUGGAAGAGAAAUGUGUCAGAUCUUUUCCAGUGGGCAGUAAGUCGUGCCUUGUGCACAGAUCCUGUUUGUGAAUUGUUCCACCGCACUGAUAUCACCAGCGAAAGUGCCUGCAAGGCUGUCUGUGGGAAGUCCCCCUUCAGCAAAGUGGAAGAGGCCUGCAAGAGCUAUAGCCACAUUGUCCUGAAGGAAGUCCGGAUCUUUGACCUCAAGGUGCUUUAUCCUCUCCUCACUGACCCCUCCCUGAACCUCAAAAUCAUCCACCUCGUCCGUGACCCCAGAGCUGUUGUGAAAUCACGGGAACAAUCAGCAAAAGCUCUUGCCCGUGACAAUGGGAUUGUCUUGAGCAUGAAUGGCACAAAAGUGGAAGAUGGCCAGUACAAAGUCCUGCAGGAGAUCUGUAGAAGCCACGUUCAGAUUUAUGAAACAGCAACCCUGAAACCUCCAAGUUUUCUGAAAGAUCGUUACUUGAUGAUCCGGUUUGAAGAUCUUGUACGAGACCCUUUAGUGGAAAUUACAGCAAUGUAUAAAUUUUCAGGUCUUCAGCUGACCAGCAAACUUGAAAACUGGAUCUAUAAUAUCACCCAUGGACAAGGGCCAAGUAGGAAGAGGGAGGCCUUCCAAAUCACUCCCCGAAAUGCAGUAAAUGUCUCCCAGGCAUGGAGGACUGUUCUUUCGUUUCAGAAAGUCAAGCAAGUGCAGGAGGUUUGCAAGGGUGCCUUAAAUAUACUCGGAUACCAACUUGUAGAUUCUGAGAAAGAACAGAAAGAUUUGUCAUUCGAUUUAGUGUUGCCACAUCGAAAAAGUCAAUUCAGCUGGGCAUCCUUUAGUGAAAAUUAGGGGAAGUAUGACUAUCUGUAAUCUCUUCUUCGUUGCCCAGGUAACUGGAAAAUAUUUAUUUUGAUUGAUGAAUUCUGUGCUUCUAGUUAUUGUUCUUUUUGCCAUUUACAUAAACUAGAGCAAAUGGAAUAAAGGGGUGAAAUGUAGUUCACAGAAAUAUAUCCUAUUGGAUCAGUCGUUGUACCACACUGUUCUGCUAUAUUUGUAGGUAUCAGGAAUGCCGUUUUUUAUUUAAUAACAAUGUAGAACUUCCAAAAACUGCAUUAUAUUUGAAAUAACUUAAAUACAAAAUACUUUCCCUUUGCUUCUGAGAAUAGGGCAAGAAAGUAACAAUGGUAUUCUGGGUUCUGCAUUAUUUUUUAAACAAAAAAUGUUCACAUGCUGGGCUGUCAAAUUACUGAUGAGUUUUGGUCUUCUUUGCUCAUGUUAGCUAAUCCUCUGAAUGGCCACCUUGUUUAGGGUGGAGGAGUUGGAAGAAAGUCCAAUGUUGCUGUUCAAAUGAACCAUUUGGCUGCUGUCUGCUCUGGUGACAGACCAUGGGCUGGUCCCUAAAAUCAUUAUAUAUACAUGUGGGAGAAACCUCUGUAUGCAGUACUGAAUGCUCACUUCUACCGGUAAUGAAGGCCAUCACUGAACAUGUAAAUCUUUUGUGCUUCAUAGCUGCUUAAAAAAUAGUGGGGAGAAAACAAGGAUUCUGCUAGAGAUACACAGAAGAAACAUGAGGCUUAUUCUCUUCUUUCUCUUCAAAAUUAAAAUGCUGCCAUUGGAUUGGACAGAUGACCAUGCAAAGACUAUGCAAAUUGGACAGCUGACUAUGCAAAGAUUGUUCAAUGCUUCUUAAUGUGACUGCCAUAUGCAGGUACUUUGGAAUAUUUCUCCAGAGGCACUUGCUGGUUGCUUUCUUUCUAACUUUGGCUGGGGUCCUAGCAUCUGUUUGUAAUGUCAUUGAGCUGACCACGGGCCUCAGAUAUUUCCCCAGAAGGAGAGAACCUGCACCUAUUGGAGAUUUCCUUCCCCAUGAAUGGUAUUCCUCAGCCAAAGGCACACUUCACUGUGCGGAGCCUGUACUGUUAAUCUAGAAUCCAAAGUGCGGAGAUGUGGGAAUGGGUCCCACCAUUCAGGAUCCAGAAGCAGAUGUGGGGGGAGCAGUGGAGAGUUUCUCAAAAGUGGAGUGCUGGGAAUCAGUUGUGCCUCUGGAAGCCCCUGCUCCCCACAAACCAGUCAUGACUUGGAAGCUAUACAGCUAUACAGCUGUACAGCUGAACCACAGGCUGGGGUGGGGGUUGGGGUGUGUGGGGAAGGUUGUGUUAGGGGGAAAAGUAAUCUCUUUCCCUCACACAUUUAUUCUGCCAUUAGAAAUUGCUCUGGGGCUCCCUUCCAGUUCAGGUUUGGGUUGGGGCUGAAUCCCACUGCUUUGUACCUUUGUAUGUUAAAAAAAGUGCUAUUUCCCUAAGUCUGUGGUGAAUUCUCACUUAGAGAACCAUUUGCUAAUCAAGUUUCCAUGAGGAAGGCCAAGUAGAUGUGACCUAGAUGUGACCCCCCCUUAAAUGGGAGGGGUGGGGUGGCUGGGUUUCUGGACUGAAUGGAGGGGGGGGGGAGAUCGACUGCAUGCUUCUCAGAUCAUAGAUACUGCAGAAAUAAAUGCUUAACACUCUGGUAAUAUUUGAAUGUGGGGCAUCCAACACAAUCUACAGCAGGUUCAGAAGACACGGGGAAUUCCAUCACACACUAACCAAUUAGCCUGUGGAAUUGUUUGCCACUGAAUGUUGUAUUUAUAAAUUUAAUAAAUGGUGAUGGUGAUGGUGAUGGUGGUGAUAAUUAUUUCUGGCUCCAAGAGAAUUAUAUUGGUCUUUCAAUGACCUCAAUAGACAAGGCAUUGCAAAAUGCAGCCUGGAAUAUCACAGGCUGCUCUCAGGGUUGUGCCUUUUCUACAUCUCUGAGUGAUCUAUAAUGAAAAGCUGCUUUAAAUGCAUAGCUGCC